Messenger RNA from Trypanosoma grayi, 930 nucleotides. RefSeq lists its product as hypothetical. The record is from RefSeq and is a predicted model, not a curated record. NCBI's taxonomy places the organism in Eukaryota, Euglenozoa, Kinetoplastea, Trypanosomatida, Trypanosomatidae. The transcript has a single exon. Bases 1 to 930 code for a protein of 309 amino acids.
AUGGCCAAGAAGCACACCACCGACGGAUUUUAUUCAACGAGUCGGGUCAUUGUGGAUAGCAAAGGGUGGGUCGAUGACCUUAACAAGAAGACAGCGCACCAUGCUGCCGAUGCAAUGAAGAUAACCAAUGAGACAGUAAAGAACAUCGCGGAGGCGACGGCAGACGCGGAGGCCGCAAUCGAGUCUUAUCUCACGGCGCUGAAUAAGGAGAACGGUGUGAUCGCAGCUGCGAAGCGUAUACAAAGCCUAUCUGGAGCCCCUGAAUCUUCCACAGUAACCACCGAUGGGCCCUCACUGCGCACAGUGGAGGAGGUGAUCGCCUCCGUGAAAAACGAGGCGGUGACACAUUCCGGUGGCCAGCGCACAGAUGGAGUGGAUACCGGUGUGAUAUUGCAACAUGUUGGUGAAACAGGUAACACAAUGACAGACGACAGGGCGUCUUCACUGCGUGACCUGACUGGAGCGGAGCAUGUUGUCGCAGGUUUGAGGAGCGCAAAACCCCGGCGCACAAGCACCAUCGGAAGUGGACACGACUUGCGAAAAGACCACCCGGAACGUCAUGGUACAGCGGAGGUUUUCCCACCGGCAUCCAGCGCAGGUUCAGAACGCGGAACAACAAACAAUGACUUUGACGUUGCUGAGAGUGCGACAGAUCUCCAUGACAGGAAUGGCCAAGCAGCAGGGGAUGUGUCUCCCGCUCAAUCCAUAAGUUUGGAUUCUCUUGAGCAAAAUGCCGACCACACGCAACUGUCCAAGACAGGAACCAACGUGCCUGCGCGUCGGAUUGUUCUUGACGGAAGGCAACACGGUAUGAUACAUGACUUUGGCGGCGUUGACGGCAGCAGCGGCCAUGCGUGGGUGCGUGCGCCGGUGCUGCUGUUGCUGCUGCUCGGGGCGGUGACCUCCCUUGAUGUGCUCUGUGCGGUGUGA